AGUAUCAAUUCAAAUGUAACUAUUGAAUAAUAAACUAGUUAAAGUAAAGUCCAUCACUAGUUUUUCUUUUUGGUUGUGAUAUAAAAACACGGCGCCCAAUUUACGUAUAGGGAUUAAAUGAAUCCUUAAAUUCCUUCGACCAAUUUACAUGUCAGAUUAGUGGAGCAGGUGUUUACCACCGCCAAAUUUGAUAGUGGUUGGUAGUUUGGUUAAAUACAGAUCCUUAAAAUUUUUAGUAAAUGCCUGUCCGCGAUUUUCUAUAGUGAAUAAAUAAAAAUACAGAACUUAUAAGUAAUCAUCAUGUUACCAGAAAACAAAAUUGCAAAUAAAUAUCGACUUACAAAACGUUACGAAUACAAAACAGUUGAAAUUAACAAUCGAUAAUUAUUUUAUUGUUAAUAUAAGACCAACGAUCUACACUAUCCCAUAAUGUCAGAUUUGGACAGGAUAUAUAUUAUAAGCCAUAAUAAUUGAUGUAUCGCGUCAUGGAAUGAGAAAAUAUACGCUUGCGAGAAUUAUACUGGUCUAUCACGUGGUAGCGGGAACAUCUCAGCCACGUUCAAAAAGUUUUUCGUGUUACAGAGGGUAAAACGAGGAUACAUUAUUUCAUCUCAUAUUUCUGAAUAUUAUAGUUGUAUCUACAUAAACUUUUUGAUGGAGUCUUUAGUGUGCAUGUAGAUCCCGAAGUAGAAUCGUUAGUGGACCAUUAACGGCAAGAUGCCGUACAGCCGCCGUCACGAAUCAGUUUAACGUUUAGUGAUAUCUGUUUAAGAGACAACAAAAUGCUUAAUACUCCGUGGUCGUAUAUAAUUCAACUGGCUUUUCUCAUAGGACUCAUUGCUAAUUUAGCCGCCCUUUACAUUUUACACAAAACAGCAAAAAGAAGAAACAAAAAACAUCUUUUUAUGCUCAGAUGUCUAGCUACCAACGAUCUCAUGGCUCAGAUCGGAAUGAUCAUUUUGACCAACAAAUUUUUUUAUGAAAAUGUACAUCCGUCUAUAUAUUGCCCUAGUUUUGUAGUUGUAAGAGCAUUUGGACUCGGUUCGGGGUGUGUAGCUUUUGUUAUGGCACUUGAGAGAUGGUUGGCACUCACGCGACCCUUCCUGUAUCAUCAAUUGGUUACACAUCAAGUACUGAAGAAAUUUCUAUUCGGUUUAUGGAUUACUGCAGUGACUUUAACUUAUUUGCCGCUAUUUGGAUUCGGUAUUUACUACAAUGCCGAAAAUAAAACAUGCGCAAGAUUUAGAUAUGCUUCUGAACCAAAGGACAAGGCUUACGCCUAUUUAUUUUUUGCAUUUGGAGCUACUUUGUGUUUCUGCAUAGCCUUUUGCAACACUUCGGUAAUUUGCGAAUUAUCGAGAAUUAGAUCCCAACAACGAAUUCUAGUCAGAAGAAUAAGUAGAUCUAUAAUAAGUAGCCGGGUUGGAGCUGCUCGAUAUCAAACUCCAGAAGAAGUAGCGUUUGCUAAAUUGAUGGCCUUUGUUUGCAUCAUUUAUGUUGUCUGCUGGGCUCCACAAGUGAUGACAGUACCGAUCGCGCAGUACUUUAAACUCACCAACCAUGAGGACCAUAAAUUUAAAAAAUUCUUUAUAAUAGCUGACGCUGGAUUGACGGUAUAUCUACUGUUAGAUCCUUUCAUUUACGUGCUUCAAGGAUACUUUGAAGGACGAUUGCAUGCAGAUUGUUGUUGCAGUAAAAAAUCUGACAGUAAUCUUUCUAUACCUUCUAUUAUGAAAACGCAAAAUUCUGAUAUGUCCGUUUCUAUACCCUUUGAUGUAAAAGAACCUGCAAAGCCUGAUGAUGAAUUUGUACAUUUAGAAACAAUGAAGAUAACUUAAAUUUUAUAUCUCUUAAAAUAUGGUGUACUGGGGACAAAUGUAUUGGAAUAAAUGUUUAGAAAAUGGUUUUGAAUAUAAACUUUCUUUUUAUUACUAUCACAAUCGUAAUAUGUCGAGAAUUCUCAAUUUUCUCAGUAUAAAUGAAUAAUUAUAUUGUGAAAAUUUGUUUUUUUUUUAAUUUUUAUUAAUUAUUUGGAUAAAGAAACUUAAAUAAUGUAUUUUUUGUUGUCAUUUCCUACAGAAAUUUUUAGGAAUUACAUAACAAUUUUUUUCCUUAAAUGUGAUAAAUAUUUUGUGUAUUCAAUCUGAUUGUGACAGGAAUAAUUAUUUUUAUAUAAAAUAAAAUGUAUAGAAAAAGUCUGAACAAGUUUGCAGCAUAUGAAUUUUUUUUAUUAUUAAUGUUAUGGAAAACAUAUUGUUCGCAAUUACAUAUCGAAUCGUAAUUCUCAUUUUUGAAUACUUUUUUUCAAUUACAGUUUACUGAAUUCAUAUUUUUUUUAAAAGUUCUCAUACAAAUUAAAAAAAUUCAUCUAGUACCCGCGUUCUAGGUUGAAGAUCAUUUAUAAUAACUUUUACAUCUAAUAAUUGUCAACUUUUUCAGACAUACUGUAUAUUUAAAACACAUUUUGGAAUAAAUAAAAAUAAUUUAGUGAUUAGGACUAAUUAUCCCAGUGUUUAAUAAUGGCAUAUACUUAAUUACUUUUAGAUAAGAUGUACUUAUAUAUUUAACGUAUUUUUUCAAAUAAAUUGAAAUAAAAUA
Messenger RNA from Diorhabda sublineata, 2598 nucleotides. Its product is annotated as prostaglandin E2 receptor EP3 subtype. Lineage: Eukaryota; Metazoa; Arthropoda; Insecta; Coleoptera; Chrysomelidae. Gene Ontology annotation, cellular component: plasma membrane. The record is from RefSeq and is a predicted model, not a curated record. Gene Ontology annotation, biological process: inflammatory response; adenylate cyclase-activating G protein-coupled receptor signaling pathway; positive regulation of cytosolic calcium ion concentration. The transcript has 5 exons. Gene Ontology annotation, molecular function: G protein-coupled receptor activity. The coding region runs from base 783 to 1838 and encodes 351 amino acids.